Phaedon cochleariae (mustard beetle) is the source of this 3831-nucleotide messenger RNA. The record is from the annotation of a GenBank genome assembly. Lineage: Eukaryota; Metazoa; Arthropoda; Insecta; Coleoptera; Chrysomelidae.
AUGUCUGGCGACACUCUUCCCUGGGAACCCAUGGUGGAGUUUGCUGCGAACAUAUCUGCAAAAAUCUCCGCUUUCUCUUGCGAUGUUGGUGCUUAUGUUGUGCGAUCGGCAUUGGAGAGUGGUGGGAAUGAACUAUUAGUGAAAUUUCUUCCGACUGCUUUAGCGAGGGACCAAAACGAACGGGAGCAAUUUCGAUCUUAUUUUGGCAUUCCCUUCGCCGUGGGCGAGUUAGUAUGGGGUCCGGCAGAGGGCCGGCCCUUCUGGCCCGGCAAGAUCGUCGAGGCUCGCGACCGGCUCGCCUUAGUCAAGUGGUUCGGCACGGAGAAGCCGGUCGCCGUCAUGGAGAGUGAGAGGUUGCAGACGCUGACAGAAGGCCUCGAGGCUCAUCAUCGCGCUAGAAAGAAAUGGAGAACAAGUCGCAAAUUGAAUAGCCAACUAGAAAAAGCGAUCCAAGAAGCGAUGGCAGAACUGGACAAAGAAGAACCGCAUCGUACGACUGUUCAAAAGGAAAGGAAGAAUUUGAAAACGUAUUCGAGAGCAACAACGGCACAAACACCGACUAAAAAAGCUGCUGUCCGAUCGAAAAAUGCCCAGCGCUGAAGAGAAUAUCAAAUUUUAAUGGACCAACAUCGAAAGAGUCACUGUAAAAAUGUAUGUAGUUUACCCUCGAAAACUAUUGUAGAAAUUGUGUGGUUUCGAGUCAAGCUUAUUCAGUGUUUACCUAUAAACCUAGGCUGAUCUUCUAACAGUAAUGAAAAACAGAAUUUAUCUAUGUAACUCAUAAUCUGAUUAUGAAAUUAUUUUUCAAAAUGCCUUUUUCAAAUAAGUUAGGGCGAUAAUAUGAGCCAAAUCUUAGAAUUUAUACCAUUACAUAUACAAUGUAUGUAAAGUACUAUUACAAUAAAAAUAAUACUAAUAAUAAUAAUUAUCUGAAAUAAUCAAUUGGGCUUUCAGAGAUUUUAAUAUACCUUUUCAUAAUUACCUAUAUUGAAUAAUCAAGUAGGCAUUCCCUGUUUAGUCCUUACUUGAGAGUCAAAUCAAUAAUUGAAAGCUAUUCAAUGAUACUAUCACCUAAAUUAUGCAGUGUUUUUUAGGAUGGUUAUCUCAAAAUGAUAUUGCAGAUAAAGUACCCAAUACCUACGAAUACCCGUAUUCUGUAAAAAUCAUAGACUCUUCCUUUUAUUUCGAAUUUAUACAAUGUUUCAAAAAUCGGCUCAGAGAAGGAAGCAACGUUCGUCUUGUUGGAGAACGUAAGCUUCCCCAAUGACGAUAAAUUUUGAUAUUGAAGACACACAAGAAUCGUUGUACUCGUAAAAAUCAUUGAAUAGGGAUGUCUGCAGUAGAAAUGCCAUUCAGUUUCCUUUUGGUCCUCUUUGUCUGCGAAUAACCAUUAUAUUAUAAUAUAUACAAUGUAUGUGGAAUACCAAGAAAAUAAUAAAACUAAUGGUAAUGAUAAUUACCUGGAAAUUAUCAAUUUCAAUGAUUUCACUAUACGUUUUCAUGAUUACCUAUAUUGCAUAUUUCCUGAUUAUUUCUCAGCUUGAAGUCAUAUUUAAUAACUGAAAGCUAUUCCAUGAUACAAUCACUAUAAUUAUAUAGUUUUAUUUGAUGUAUGAUUGAUCAGAGAGAUAGAAACAUUGUCACAGUGACGCCACUAUUUGGUGGUGUGAUGUUACUGACCAAGUUUUACCAAAUGUGAUCUUGGGACGUCAUUGAUACGUCAUUACUUUCUUGUUCUAGAUGCUAAUUAUCGUUGCUCUGAGUCUGAGCCAUAUGCUAAUACUAAUUCUCGAAUUGAACUGAGAUUCGAAAGCUUUGGUCAUUACAGUUUUUUUUUUUGUAUUUCUUGUGUAAUUCAUCAGGAAUUAUUGAAACUCUUCUCGCUGUGCAUUCAUAUACAGGCAAAGUUUCCAAUAUUGAUGUCUGAAUUCUGUAUUCGGGCGGUCACAAUGUUCUUUCUUUAAUAAAAAUCCAACUCGAUUUGCGACGAAAGACGUUUAUUUGACAAUCAUCAAAAAACUUUGUUUGAGGAUCAUACAAUUGAGGUUUUCAUUCCACUGUGAAGUUUUAAAACAUAUAAUGUAUACGUAUUUUUUCACUUUCAUAAACGGAAAAGGAACUUGACUCCUUCACCAUUCCUAUAACGUACUUUAAGAGAAAGCCACAUUCACACGAUUCCCUGUGUCAGUACGACGUUGCCGACAUCAUCAAUAUGUCUUGAUUCGCGGAAAUUGUUCAUUGAAAACAUUAUAACUAUUAGGUUUUUCAAUCCUACUUCGUCCAGUAUUACGAAUAAUUUUCCGAAAUCUCUCAUUUGUUGGAUGCACUUGAUUACUAAUGAAGAUAAAUUAUGAUAUUGUGUAAUAGUAUUUAUUAUUUUUAAAUUUAUUUAUAUUGAUUACAAAAUGAUAAUCAUAACUUGUGAAUCAUUUUAUUCAAAUGAAUUCGUUAUUUUCUAGGAAAGUUGCGGAUUAUAUCGUGCAAAAGCGCAUAAUAAUUUGUGCCCGCCCGCAUCACACAAAAAACAAACAGGCGCACCGAGAGCUGAAUUAAUUUUGUGGUUAUGUGUUUCUGUUGAUCAGUUCUGCUUGUGUUGAAUUUUGAUCUCUAGUUAUUCACGAGCCUAUGUCUACAGUUUAUAGUUGUUUUGUUAGUUUAUCAUCGUUAGUUUUCAUGAUAUAAUCAACAACGACGCCAAGUUGUCUUAAUCUUCUUUUUCUUCUAUUUUUUCAUUCGUUUUUGAUUCGUUAGAUAUUUGCUAGCUAUAUUCUUCAUCAUCAGCUAUGUUCAGACUUCAUUCAGAAUGUACGUCACACUUUGCUGCUCCGAAAAGACAUUGCUUCAAUUUGAAAAUAAAAACGACUUGGACUUCUAUACAGCGUGUACAUAAAACUGAGGAGUCGAUGUUAUUUAAUGAAAAUUCAUCUGAAUUAAACUUCCCCAUUGGUGUUGAAGUUUCACCAAAUUGGUACUCCAAUUGGUCACUUCGAUGUCAUUCUUCGUUCUAGAACAAUAAUGAGUUAUGUGAUGUAUUCCUGAAAAAAAAGACUAUAAUUCGAGGAUGAAUAAUCGGAAUCGAGCGAAAGGUUCAAAAGGAAACUGAUGUCAAAGUUAUAAAUUUUGCCCGUUUUACUGUAUACGUUUUGGAAUUGUGUACACCAUUUCAAUGAUUCUUUCAGCUGAUCAAGCUAGUGAAUGAAUAAACUUGAAUUCAAAUAGGUCAUUUAGCACCAGCAAUUAUUACGCUUUUUAGCGAUUACCUGCAAUUUGGAUAGUAUCGAAGCCCUUUCUAUAAAUGUGUUAACUUGUAUUUCAAUUUCAAUCGAUAUUCUAACUUGAUGAUACUUUUCUGUAUAAAGAUGUUUCUUCUAUAGUAUUUUGAUCAAGUCUACAACGAAUAGUUAGAUUCAUACAUAUUAUAACUUAUGUGGAUGGAAUUUGAUGUAAAUAGACAAAAAAAUAUUUCAAUGUGGUAAUUCUAGUCAAUGUAUAAGGAAGCUGACAAUAAUCGAUACUGAUUCAAAGUUUUUCAUUUCAUUUUGGGUACUGUGAUAAUCCUUAAUCAACCAGGUCUUUAUACAAUUUCAUUUGAAAUUUCAGUUUCGCCCGUGAAUAAAAUAUAACAUAGUGUUAUUUUCUCGUUGAACAGUAUUUUGUGUCAAUUUGAUUUGGACCUCUUAGUCACUUAUUGUUUAUUCCACGUGGUCUUGUGAACAUUUCAAACAACUAUGCUAGUAUAUAGUAAUCAACCAACAAUUUGUAAUUUGAUCAACCCCUCUGAGUCCUAAGGUUGUGGGGUUUCAUCCAAUUUUUUUUGAAUUUGCUAGUCGG